AUGACGUACAAUAGUUCCAGACACUACCCCACACAACUUGUCUCAGACCGUAUCUCCUCCAAGGCCAAAGGAGGGAGUGACUGGCUCACCCUGCCCAAAGCUACACUCAACAUAACACCAAACCCUGCAUACACUGGAGAGACAGUAACUCUGACAUGUUCAGUGGGGUCUGACAGUGGCUGGAGCUAUACAUGGUACAAAGGCAACACUAAGAAAGUAGUGACCUUGUCUGGCAGACACUCGACAACAGGAACCACCUUCACCAUCAGUAGUGCUGCUGAGUCUGACCAGGGUCUCUACUGGUGUCAGGGAGAGAUCCAGUCCAGAUCCAUAUCAUCAAUCAUCAGUGAUCCUGUCACUAUCACUGUGAAAGAGAGACCUGAGGCUGUUCUGACCCUCCAACCCAACUGGCCCCAGAUUUUCAGUGGAGAGACUGUCACUCUCAGAUGUGACAUACAGGCGGGAGAAGAGAUUGAGUAUGCUUUUUAUAACAGUGGGAAGUUGGUCUCCACCAAAACAGAGCCCGAGUACAGAAUCGAUCCUGCAAAGAAUGGUUUAUAUACCUGUGAAGGUCUUCAGAAAAGAAAUGGCUUAAAACCCUCCCAGACAAAUCAACCCCAAGCUGUCCUGAGUGUCUCUCCUCAGUGGCUGGACCCUGGAGACUCAGUUACUCUGAGCUGUUGGGUUAAAGAGUCAUCUGCAAGCUGGAGGUUCUUCUGGUACCGAACUGUUCCCUACACAGCUGGGUUACUCUCCCUGUCAGAUAGGUCCUACUCUGUAGAGCCUCUAUCUGGCAAUGGGACUAGUGAAGCCUCCUACACUCUGAUCCCUACUGGUCCUAGUCACACAGGAGGAUAUGUGUGUAGAGCUGGAAGAGGAGACCCAGUUUAUGACACACUCUACAGUGAACCUCAGUUUCUCUGGUCAGGAGAGCCGCAACCUUCAGUGUCUCUCAAAAUGAGACCUAACAGAACUCAACACUUUACAACAAAGUCUCUCUCACUAAGCUGUGAGGAGAAGGGGAACACUAUUGGAUGGAAACUGAAAAGAUACAGAGAGAAAGCAGUGGAUUCAGAGUGUGGCUCUAACUGGGGAUCAAUAGCAGGAUCCAAAUGUACCAUAAUGUUUACGUUCUCACGGGACAGUGGAGUGUACUGGUGUGAGUCUGGAUCAGGAGAGUACAGUAAUGCUGUCAACAUCACAGUGGCUGCUGGUGCUUUAAUCCUGGAGAGCCCUGCCUAUCCCAUAACUGAGGUAGACUCUGUGACUCUGCGCUGUACAAAUAGUUAUCAGGAAACAAACCCGAACCCCAGGGUUGAUUUCUACAAAGAUGGAGUACUCAUCAGGAAUGAAACCACAGGAGAGAUGAACAUCCCUGCAGUGUCCAAGUCAGAUGAAGGCUUCUAUAAGUGUAAAUCUAAAGAAGGAGAAUCACCAGAGAGCUGGGUGACAGUGAGAGGUGAGAAGAGCAGUGUGUGUGUGUGUUGAUGGUAAAACAUGUGUUUGAUAUUCUCUCCAGGUUCUGUUGUCUCCAUCUCUCAGCUGCCCAUGGUGCUGUGUGGUUUACUAGUGGUGUCUCCCUUUCUACUGGUGUCUAUUGUGCUGAUGAUAAAAUGUUGCAGUGCUCGAGGUGACCACUUUAUUUCAGUAUACUCCUUCUUUAUGUCAUGCUCUUAUAUCACUGCCUUGGCAGUAGCUAAUGGGAAUCCCUAAUCAGUACAAAUACAAGAAUACUGUUAUCAAGUAAUGUUGACUGAAAUUGUUCAUUUCAAAUUUAAAUAGACAUAAGUUGCAGCUAUUUCUGUUAAACGUCUUCUAUGGACACUUUUUACCCUUAAAAAAGGCUAACUAACCUUUCCAUUACCUCUGAUGUUGUGCAAUUGAAUCAGUUGAACUCAGAUGCUAAUCUCUGCCCAUGAUAUUCUUAUAGGCCAAAUCUCCUCAAGACGAGUUACCAUCUGAUGAUGUCAUCAAACAGACUGAAUCAUCCAUGUGAUCCGUUACAAUAUGAACUGUCAGCUGAAAAAAACACGUUUAUGAUUUUGACGUUUUUUGCCAUUGCCUUGCCAUUGAUUUAUGAUUGUGUUUACUGAGUUUAAUAUCUGAAUGUUACGAUUUUGUAGGUUAACAAUUUCAGCUUUUGGUGGUUUGUGUCCUUUCCUCUGUUAUUGUUAAAUGUUUUCGAUUUUUGUUAUUAUAUUGCACUUACCUCUCUUUAACUUCUGUUAAUUAAACAAGUGUAGUGCCUGUUUUUAUUUCAAGGCCCAGUGCAAUAAAACAUGUGAUUUUCCUGUG
Molecule: messenger RNA, 2295 nt
Organism: Oncorhynchus gorbuscha (pink salmon)
Lineage: Eukaryota; Metazoa; Chordata; Actinopteri; Salmoniformes; Salmonidae
Product: Fc receptor-like protein 5
Exons: 6
Coding region: 1-1488 (495 amino acids)
Biological process (GO): cell surface receptor signaling pathway
Molecular function (GO): transmembrane signaling receptor activity
Source: RefSeq, a predicted model, not a curated record